UUCUGAUGCUUCAGUAUGCUUGGCAAGAAGGAUUACAAUAUUCUUCUUCUGGACCAAGUGGGUCAUUCUACGGGAGCCGUUGAUCGCAGUGGCAGCUAUAUGUCGGCAUUUCGUCAAACCAAGCUCGCUCAUCUAAGUAGAGAAGAGCAGUUUGCUUCUCAUACGCAGCGUACUGCUUCCACGUCCGCACAAACUCCACCACCAAAUGUCACUAUGUCUGGCUGGUAAGUGUGCGGCUCUGCCAUAUAGCGUGAGCGAAAUCGCGCGGCUAGAAUCCACCUUUCGGUGCCUCCGCUCACUGCGACGAAGAUGGAAAUGGUCUUAUCUCGUGCAGAGGCGUCGAGCAUGCCGCCGCCAGCGUCAUCGCGCCUUGCGAUGAGCACGAUUACCGGGAUGGUCAUCGGCGCUUUGUGCCUCUUUCUCCUGGUGAUCACCUAUCAGCUCAUCCCACGCCUCCACCACAAAGUCCCAGCACGUAACAGCAUCGGCGUACUGCCGGCACCUAAGGCUCGUGCGGGCCACCGUCUGUCCCUAUUCGGACGCAUCGGCGCCUUGUUCUCUCGACUCAUCCUACUUUUUAUCUCGGGAUCCAAAACGGGUGCCACGACAGCGCCCGCUUCAGAAAGACACAAAUCUUUCCAUUCGUUCCAUCUAUCCUCGCAGCAACGCCGUGAUGGGAAAUCCACUGGAGAAACGUUUUCCACCCGGCUUCGUCUCAAACUGCAUAUACUACCUGCCACGGAUCUUUUGUCUCCGCGACCGCUGGGAGAUCAUAAGCACUACCGAAAGCUCGACGAUAACAAGGACUGCUAUACACAGAUGCCGAAGAAGGCAGUCAUGUCUCCUUGGUCUCCUCGAGAACAAGACUUUCCGUACUCGUCGGUCCCCACUCCUUCGUCGCUAUCCAAGGCUCCUUGGGGAUUCGAUGAGCCACCUCCUUUCUCUCCCCCUCCAGCAUAUGUCCCUGGCACGCCCAUUCGAUACGCACUCUCACCAACCUCUUCUGCUGUGCCUUCCCCUCUGAGAGACGGGACAGACCACAGGGAGAUACGAGAGUCAAUGCACGAGGCAAUCGAUCUCUCGGAGGUGGUCGUCGUUGAGCCUUCUCGUCCCGAAGGACAAACACCUGCGGGGGCAUUUGUGAUAUCGGAUGACAUGGACUCAUUCAGUGAUACCUCAAGUAUAUCCAGUGUGUGGUCGUCCUGUACCUUUGAGGAGAUCGUAUAAGCCCCCUAUGUCUUUUCAGCUCGUCGUACAUUGUCUGCAGCGUUUCACGAAUAUGUAUUGACGUUGACAAUCAAGGUGUUGUGAACAGCAAGGACGAUUAUAUGGAUUCAG
This is a messenger RNA of Laetiporus sulphureus 93-53, 1338 nucleotides long. RefSeq lists its product as uncharacterized. Bases 310 to 1227 code for a protein of 305 amino acids. NCBI's taxonomy places the organism in Eukaryota, Fungi, Basidiomycota, Agaricomycetes, Polyporales, Laetiporaceae. The record is from RefSeq and is a predicted model, not a curated record. The transcript is spliced from 2 exons.